Messenger RNA from Penicillium salamii, 1131 nucleotides. NCBI's taxonomy places the organism in Eukaryota, Fungi, Ascomycota, Eurotiomycetes, Eurotiales, Aspergillaceae. The record is from the annotation of a GenBank genome assembly.
AUGAAGUUCUUCGCUAUCGCCGCAGCUCUCGCUGCUCAAGCCGCUGCCGUCAGUGUUUCUGGCGCUGCUGAGGGUUUCGCCAAGGGCGUUACUGGUGGUGGCUCCGCCGCUGCUGUUUACCCUAGCACCACUGCCGAGCUGGUCUCGUACCUUGGUGACAGCUCUGCUCGUACCAUUGUCCUUACCAAGACCUUCGACUUCCGUGGUACUGAGGGUACUACCUCCGCCACUGGUUGUGCUCCUUGGGGUACUGCCUCUGCUUGCCAGCUUGCCAUCAACAAGGACAACUGGUGCAACAACUACGAGUCCUCCGCUCCUUCUGCUUCCGUCAGCUACGACAAUGCCGGUGUUCUCGGUAUCACCGUCAAGUCCAACAAGUCCAUCAUUGGAUCUGGAUCUGCCGGUGUCAUCAAGGGCAAGGGUCUCCGUAUCGUCAGCGGUGCCAGCAACGUCAUCAUCCAGAACGUUGCCAUCACCGACAUCAACCCCAAGUACGUCUGGGGAGGUGAUGCCAUUACCAUCGACAACGCCGACAUGGUCUGGAUUGACCACGUCACCACUGCUCGCAUUGCCCGCCAGCACAUCGUCCUCGGCACCAACGCCUCCAAGCGCGUGACCAUCUCCAACAGCUUCAUCAACGGAGUCAGCGACUACUCCGCCACCUGCGACGGCUACCACUACUGGGGUAUCUACCUUGACGGAUCCAGCGAUCUCGUCACCAUGAAGGGCAACUACAUCUACCACACCAGCGGUCGUUCCCCCAAGGUCCAGGGCAACACUCUCCUGCACGCCGUCAACAACUACUGGUACUCCAACUCCGGCCACGCCUUUGAGAUCGGUUCCGGUGGCUACGUCCUCGCCGAGGGCAACGUCUUCCAGAACAUCCCCACCGUCGUCGAGACCCCCAUCUCCGGCCAGCUCUUCGCCUCCCCCGACACCACCACCAACGCCAAGUGCAGCUCCUACCUUGGCCGUGUCUGCCAGGUUAACGGAUUCGGAUCUUCCGGUACCUUCAACCAGGCUGAUACUAACUUCCUUUCCAACUUUGCUGGCAAGAACAUUGCUUCUGCUUCUGCUUACGGCACUGUUGUCUCCAGCGUUACUGCCAACGCUGGACAGGGUAAGCUGUAA